AACGCCCAUGGGAACAGGUGUUAAAAGAUGGCAAGAAGUAACGAUCAAUAUGGGCUACCUCACCGACCUCUCAACACUUUGAACAGAGAUCGAGGGUCAAAUGAUGGUACGAAAACGCCGUCUCGACUAUCUCAUCAGCAAGGCUCGGGGUAUCAAACACCUUCACUACCGGAUCGAUCCUCCCCUUGGACUGAAGAAACUCGAUAUAGUCCUCAACUUGGUGAUUCGAGUUCCCUUUUUUCAGACUCUAUUGCAUCUUCGGCCGUGAAAGAGAUUCCACAUGUCGACUUGACGACAACGCCACAAAAUCUUCCGCCCAGACCCAAACCCAAACCCGUCAGCCGCGCGACCUCUGAGACACCAAGCGUUGUAUCCGUGGACUCAACCGAGUCUUUUGCCUCGACUGCCAGCGACUUCUCCACACUGUUUCCAACGGGCUCGCGGCCAGGAAAUAACGGGAUGGUGACGGAAAGAGAACCCCCACGGCCAACGACACAAGCUGCCAAUACUUCAAGCCUACUCAAUAACAAGCCUCAGCUGGCCGGCGGCAAACCAGAAUUUGGAAUACCAAGUCCGUUGCGAAACUCUCUUCAUUCAAAGGUCUUCAAUCAGCCAAAACCCUUUCAGAGACGCCCUGAGCAUCACCGUCCCCCGCCUUCGCAGGGCCCCAAGAGUACGCUUCCAGGUCAAGACCCUAGAUCUCGAAUUUCUCCCAAGUAUGCUGCCCCUGAUGGCAGGGGAUCAGAAUCGAUAAUCCGGCCGGGGACGAAUAGGACAGCCAGUUCGAAGCCUAUUGCUCCGCCUACUUUUGCCUCGAUGGGUGGAGAAGACUCGCCGUUCAUGGUGAAGGAUCCUAGAGUGAAGCCCAAAAAUAUCAUCGAUCUUACUGGUAGCACAGAUGAAUUCAAUCCUGAUGCUUGUCUUUACAGCAACAAGUUUGGCUCUGAAGACCCAUAUGCCUAUGUGGACACUGCUAAGGCAAACGAGAAUAUAAAGGCAUUGCUGGAAGGAGCUUUCGAGGAUGAGGAUGACGGAAAAGCGGCAAACCAGUCUGCGAGAAGAAAGAAACUAAACCAGGCUGCUGACAGCCUUGCCGACCAGCUUCAGGGACUAAGCGUGAAGGGCCAAGAAAAUGAUGAGCCCGAUGGGGCUGAAGACGACGAGGAAAACGAAGAAAAUGAAGCGACCGUCGAAGGAUUGGAUGUCCAGCUCUUGCCACAUCAGGUUAAGGGCGUGAGUUGGAUGAAGAAUAAGGAAAUUGGAUCUGCCAAGAAGAAUGGAAUUCUACCUAAAGGCGGAAUUCUGGCUGAUGAUAUGGGUCUGGGAAAGACUAUACAAUCGAUUGCCCUGAUUUUAUCUAAUCCUAGACCAGAACCUCUACCCUCCGAAAAUGAUAAACAGCCUCACAAAUCAGUUGAUAAGGGAACUCUGGUGGUGGCACCUCUUGCUUUGAUCAAGCAAUGGGAAGAGGAAAUAGAAAAGCGCGUUCUCCCUUCCCACAAGCUUCGCGUGUGCCUUCAUCAUGGGCCCCAACGGACAAAGUACUAUCAAGACUUGAAAAAGUAUGACGUCGUGAUUACUACUUACAACAUCCUGGUCUCUGAACAUGGUGGUUCUGAUGGAGCUUGCUUUGGUGUUAAGUGGCAUCGAGUUAUCCUUGAUGAGGCCCACACAAUCAAAAACCGAAAUGCAAAAGCGACACAAGCAUGCUACGCGUUGAGAGCAGACUACAGGUGGUGUCUCACAGGCACCCCUAUGCAGAAUAACUUGGAAGAACUCCAGAGUCUAAUUAAAUUUCUGAGAAUCAAGCCCUAUGAUGAUCUUAGCAUCUGGAAAGAUCAAAUUCAACGGCCGAUGAAAAACGGGCGCGGUGGUGUUGCCAUUAAACGGCUGCAAUUUUUCCUUAUGGCAUUCAUGAAACGACGAACUAAAGAUAUACUGAAGCAAGAAGGGGCCCUUAACCCCGGCGGUAAACCAAGUCAAAAAAAAACAACCAAGACUGGAUUCAAAAUUACGAAGCGACAAAUUGAAAAAGUGGAAGUGGACUUUUCUCCCGAGGAGCGCCGAUUGUAUGAUCGAUUGGAGGAGAGAGCCGACAGUAGUCUUGAGAAGUUGUUACAAGGCGAAAAGGUCAAUUAUGCAAGCGCCUUGGUUUUACUUCUGCGACUUCGCCAGGCUUGCAAUCACCCUGAGCUCCUAGGGAAAAGUAUCUCGAAAGAUAAAGAUGCGCUUUCCACAAGCAACCCCGCGCCUGCUCAGACCCCCCGGAAGCAACGAACACCCGAUAACCAAGACGUCGAUGACAUUGCCAACCUCCUCGGAGGUCUCAGUGUCGCCGUAAAACGAUGUGAUAUUUGCCAGCUUGAACUGAAAUCUUCCGAAGUGUCUCAAGGCUCGGUCCGAUGCGCCGCAUGCGAGGAAGAUCUUGCUGUUCAUUCUGGCAAGAAGAGCAAGAAGUUGAGGGGUCAUUUACGAAGAACCACGCUUGAAAGCCAUAACCCUGAUGACUCGCCCCUUCGCCGUGUCAACGCGAAGAAACAGAAAGAUAAAGCGCACCAACGAAGACAAAAAUUGCAGGUACUCGAUAGCGACGAUGAGGAAGAGGAUGGCGACUGGCUUGUGCCCGAAGGCCAGCGUGAAUCCCUUCGACUAGGAAAAGCAGGUGGAACUGAUGAUGAAGACGCAGAAGGUGGGGGCGAUUGGAUCGGAUCUGAAGACUCUUCAACUGAAGAAAGCGGCGAUGAUGAAAGCGAUGCUGAUGGAGAUUCGGGUAAAAGACGAAGGGGCCAGCUCAAGCACCAUCAAAAAUCCGCCCAGCAACCCGCGUCCGACAGCGAUGAAGGAUCUGACAGCGACAGUGAGGUCUCGGCCAGUGAUGAUGAAAAGCAGUCAUCUCCUGGCGCUUCCGCCAAGAUUCGAAGUCUCAUUCACAUCCUUCAUCGCGAGUGCGACGAGCACAAGUUUAUCGUCUUUUCUCAAUUCACUUCCAUGCUGGAUGUACUAGAACCAUUUCUUAGGGAGGAGGGUAUCGUCUUCACACGUUACGAUGGUAGUAUGAGGAAUGAUAUGCGAGAAAUGAGCUUGGACAGAUUGCGGAAUGAUCGGAGGACACGCGUUCUUCUCUGCAGUCUGAAAUGCGGUUCCUUGGGUUUGAACCUUACUGCUGCCACCAGAGUUGUCAUCUUGGAACCUUUCUGGAAUCCAUUUAUAGAAGAGCAGGCCAUUGACCGUGUUCAUCGUCUUACUCAGACCAUUGAUGUUAUUGUCUACAAGAUUACUGUCAAGGACACUGUUGAGGAAAGAAUUCUCGAGCUGCAGGAAAAGAAGAGGGAGCUUGCAAAUGCGGCAAUUGAAGGCAAGGCGGUUGGUAACUUGGACAUGAGGGACAUUAUGCGACUCUUCGGACGCGAUGCCGAGCGCCAUCAUGUCGUAGAUUCCAAGGCGACAAUUGGCACGCCGGUGAGGGUCCUCAGCCCUACCAAGGAGAACGGCCGCUAUCCCGUUCCAGACACAAGCACACAAGCCAAGAGACUCUUCCCGGCAAAGAUGGAGAAGCCGAAGAGUAUGCAGGAGCACUCAGUUUUCGGUAGGCGCUGGUAAGUUGGUUGGACAUAAGGUGGAGCCAUGAACGGCAAUUCCAUACCCGGAAGUUAUUACUGUUUAUGCGGAGCUGGAGUUAGGUUAUGGGUAUUAGAUACUGGGAGCAGGCAUCAUUUACAGAAAGCCUUUGUUUGUAUUCAAUGGGGAGGGGUGCUUUCUUAUACUAGCCU
This is a messenger RNA of Xylona heveae TC161, 3770 nucleotides long. RefSeq lists its product as hypothetical. The record is from RefSeq and is a predicted model, not a curated record. NCBI's taxonomy places the organism in Eukaryota, Fungi, Ascomycota, Xylonomycetes, Xylonales, Xylonaceae. Gene Ontology annotation, molecular function: ATP-dependent chromatin remodeler activity; ATP binding. Gene Ontology annotation, cellular component: cytoplasm. The coding region runs from base 28 to 3600 and encodes 1190 amino acids. The transcript is spliced from 3 exons.